AUGCAUCGCUUUUUUGCAGAGCUGGAGCCAUCUCUAUCCGUCACUGAGCAAAACCUGGCGGACCGAGUUCGGUACAUCCUGCGCUCCAACAUAUUUGGUGACGCCGAACUCGAACGACUACGACGUGAGGCUGUUCCCUCAUUGAAUGGAAAUGCUACGGUUGGAAAUACGGCACCACUAGAUGCGCAGCAAACUGCAUAUGUGGAUGCUGCCGUAAAUAUUCUAUUUGUGGUUAAUUCAGACGAUGAUGGAAUAGUCUCCCACAAACUAGAGAAAAUGAGGAGCUUAUUGGAAGAGUCGAUGCUGGAAACGCGCAGCAUGCCUCUCGAAAAUCGACCGCGACUUCCCCCGCAUUCCCCUUAG
Messenger RNA from Parnassius apollo (apollo), 363 nucleotides. The record is from the annotation of a GenBank genome assembly. NCBI's taxonomy places the organism in Eukaryota, Metazoa, Arthropoda, Insecta, Lepidoptera, Papilionidae.